AUGCUAUCCCCAAAACAACAACCACCCAGCCCCAGCCCCAGCCCCAGCCCCUCACCCAGCCCAGAGCCCGCAGACACCACCCAAACCAUACAAGACUUCAUCCCGCUCCCCGCCCCCGACCAGCUCCCGCCCAGCAACGCGCCCGCACCAACCGCAGGCGGCCGGCUCGUCGCGCUGUACGCCCUCUUCCCGGCCUCGGACGCCGAGCUGCUCGCCAUCGCGCGCACAUGCCACAGCGACCUCGUCGCGAACGGCCCGUGGGGCGGCGACGACGACGACGACGACGACAAUAACAACAACAACAACAACAACCGAGUGACCCGAAACAUCUUCCACCCCGCGCCGCAAGCCCUCCUCUUCCCCUCCGCGGACGACGCCGACGCCGACGCCGACGACGACGCUGAGGAACCACGCCGCAUCGCACACGUCGUCGCCGCACACCGCGCGAUGCUACGCCACUCGCCCGCGUGGUACUCGCGCCUCUUCGACGCAGAAACACUCGUCGUCGCACAGACGGCGGCGUGGCGCACGGCCGGGGUGACGGUGGUGACGCUGGAGCGGGGCGGGGCGUUGCGGGAGGUGGGCGACGGCGGGGCGGCGUACGUGCGGGGGUGGGACGGGUGGACGUUCCGGGCGGAGGCGGUGGGCGUGGUGGUGGUGAACCUGCAGACGGCGAACAUGGGGUGGGUCGAGUUCACGACGUGGGAGGACGUGCAGCCAGACGGGUUGGUGGGGGAGGUGGAUGGGAGGCGGGGGGAGGCGGUGGCGGGGAUGUUGGAGGGUGCGUGUGGGGAGGAGAGGAGGAGGUGGGCGGAGGGGUUGGUGGAGGAGGUGGAGGGGAGGGGGGGAUGA
Molecule: messenger RNA, 852 nt
Organism: Diplodia corticola
Lineage: Eukaryota; Fungi; Ascomycota; Dothideomycetes; Botryosphaeriales; Botryosphaeriaceae
Exons: 1
Coding region: 1-852 (283 amino acids)
Source: RefSeq, a predicted model, not a curated record